CUGAGAAUGUGGAAAACUUCAGGUUUUAGGGUUUCUACGGCCUAGGUAUGAACAAGGAGAUGCAAGUGCGAAGGCGCAUCGCGAGCAUCUACAACAAGCGCGAGGACAAUUUCGCGUCCCUCAGAGACUACAAUGACUACCUGGAAGACGUAGAGGACAUCAUCUUCAAUCUGGUCCAAGGCAUCGAUGUGGCUGAGACGGAGGCCAAGAUCAAGGCGUACAAUGAGGAAAACUACGAGCAAAUCCUCGCAUCCAGAGCUCGCAAAGCUGUGGAGAUUAGCACCGCUCUCCAGCAAGAGCAAGGCUUCACUGAAACGAGAGAAGCCAUAGAACAGGGACCGUCUGGAGCGUACGCGCCGGCAGUGGCGGGGAUGUUGAUGCAGCAGCCAACGAGGCAGCCCGAGCCGAUUGGGCACAGCCUGCUCAACGGUGGCGCGGCCGAGGAUCCAGAGGCGCAGAGGAUUCGAGAGGAGCGAGCCGCCAUCGCCGGGGGCUGGUCCAUAGACUGCUGCCACAGGAGGGAUCUCACGGAAGCUUUCUCCAGCUUGUGGGUCAACUAGAGACAAGAGAAGAACUGCUGCUCAAUGGAUGAAGUAGCAGUGUUCUUGAGAGCCAGCUCUCGUUGGAUAGCCCCCUUUUCCAUUUUUUCUUCAACUCUUCUACAACUUCUAGGCUCACAAUACCAUAGCCUUUCAUUAGCCCAAAAAGCUGACAAAGGUAGAACCUACAGAACAGACCGUUUUUCUUUUAAACAUUCACUCUACCUUACUUCUCUGAAGGUAAACUGUCCCGCUCGCUCGUGGGCAUUCCUUUGUUGUCACAACCAGCCUUAUAUAACCAGUGGAACACCAUUCUUUGAGUU
Messenger RNA from Selaginella moellendorffii, 862 nucleotides. Its product is annotated as CDK-activating kinase assembly factor MAT1. Lineage: Eukaryota; Viridiplantae; Streptophyta; Lycopodiopsida; Selaginellales; Selaginellaceae. Bases 48 to 560 code for a protein of 170 amino acids. The record is from RefSeq and is a predicted model, not a curated record. The transcript has 5 exons. Gene Ontology annotation, cellular component: transcription factor TFIIH holo complex. Gene Ontology annotation, biological process: DNA repair; regulation of cyclin-dependent protein serine/threonine kinase activity; regulation of transcription by RNA polymerase II.